CUUCCGCGGCAGCCAACGAAAUCUCGCCGGGGGCGGGACUUACACAACGAAUCAACCUCCGCUAUGACGUCACCUCCGCAGUGUUGCGCGCACCCGUUGACAUGAGAGACGCGCGCGUCGUCACAUCAAGCAAAAGCUACUGUUGAACUGAAGACACCCAGUAGGCAUCAUGGCCACACCAACGUCCCUAGACCCAGAUUUGGUCCGGGAGGUGCUGGAAUGCCCCAUUUGCCUGGAGACCUACAACCAGGAUCAGCUUCGACCCAAGCUGCUGCAGUGUGGUCACUCUGUGUGUCGCCAGUGCCUUGAGAAACUCCUCGCCAGCACGAUAAAUGGCGUGCGCUGCCCCUUCUGCAGCAAGGUGUCUCGUAUGAGCAGUAUUUCCCAGCUGGCUGACAAUCUCACUGUUUUGAAGAUCAUUGACUGUGCAAGUUCAUGCGGUUCCACCAUGGGCCUCAUGUGCAAGUCUUGUAAAAACCGCCUGCCCCGUCAAUACUGCCGUGACUGCAGCAUUGUGUUGUGUGAUAUUUGUAAAACCGAGGGGCACCAGCGUCAGGGCCAUGUAGUACAGGCCAUUCGCGUAGCUGCCGAACAGUGCCGGAAAGACAUCAGCGGAAAGCUUUCUAACUUGCGGGAGGCAAUGGGCAACAUUCAGAAAAAGAAGACCGCUAUCGACAACGUGACAAAAUCACUCAGACUGAAGUACAAGGCUGUGCAGCAGGAGUAUGCCAAGGCUGAGUUGCGGCUCCAAGAGGAACUGGGGCGUUCCCGCCGUGCCUUUGCCACCUCCUUGGCCGAAAUAGAGAAGCUCAAUGCCCAGAUUCUAGAGGAGCAGACGUACCUGCUCAACAUCGCUGAAGUGCAGGUGGUGUCAAGAUGUGACUACCUAACCAUGAGGAUCAAGCAAACUGAUAUUGCUCUACUAGAGGAAGGGAGUAACAAUGAAGAAGAGGAGCUGGAGAUAAAAACCAAUCUGCCUAUCGUUCUGAAACUACAAGACCCUGAACUGGUUAAAAUGGAGUGUGCAACACCCUUAAACGUGGCACAACUGACCACAAAACCCUGCACUGUCAAUGCCGAAGAGGAAGAUGGACUCGAUUUCGCCGCUGCCGCCCCUUUGGACAUUUAUCGUGAUAUCGACAUGGUGACGGCGGUUGAAGAGGCUGUUUGCGCUUCUCCCGGUAGCUUCAAGUCCAAGUCUGUAGAUGGAGGAGGACCUCCUCCAGGGGCUUCUGGUGGGCAGCUCUGUCAGUUCGUGAAAAAGAUGGGAUGCAAGGGCAAUCUGCCAGGCAUGUUCAACUUGCCUGUAAGCAUUUGUGUCACGCCGCAGGGUGAGGUUCUCGUGGCCGACCGAGGGAACUACCGCAUCCAGAUCUUCAACCGCAAGGGCUUCCAAAGGGAGAUACGCCGCAACCCGAGCAGCAUCGACAACUUCGUCUUGAGCUUCCUCGGUGCCGACCUGCCCAACCUCAUCCCUCUCUCCAUUGCAAUCACUGCUCAGGGCCUCAUCGGUGUCACUGAUAACUACGACAACUCUGUGAAGGUUUACACCACCGAUGGCCACUGCAUCGCCUGCCACAAGAACCAGCUCAUCAAGCCGUGGGGAAUUGCGGCCAUGCCUUCGGGGCAGUUUGUCGUGUCAGAUGUCGAGGGGGGGAAGCUGUGGUGCCUGGCUGUGGAUCGUAACGUAGGGGUAGUGAACUAUAACCGAUUGUGCUCGGCCGUCAGGCCCAAAUUUGUAACUUGCGACUCCUCAGGUACAGUCUACUUCACACAGGGCUUGGGUCUGAAUAUCGAGAAUAGACACAAUGAGCACCACCUCGAAGGGGGGUUUUCCAUCGGCUCGGUGGGGAUGGAUGGGCAGCUGGGAAAGCAACUCAGUCACUUCUUCUCAGAGAACGAGGACUUCCGAUGCAUCACCGGCAUGUGUGUGGACACUAACGGGGACUUGAUCGUAACAGACAGUGGCCGUAAGGAGAUACUGCAGUUCCCCAAAGAGGGUGGCUUCAACGUUCUCAUUCAGGAGGGCCUUACGUGCCCUGUAGGAGUAGCUGUUACCCAGAAGGGACAACUGCUUGUCUUAGAUUGCUGGGACCACUGUGUGAAGGUUUACACAUAUUUGCAAAAGAGACGUUCCUCUACGUGUUAAGACUGCUGUGUCCAUGAGACUAGUCACUUUAAUUUAAUGGCUACAAACUUGCUUCUCUGUGAUUUCUGACCUGUGACUUGCAGUGGCUGGGAUCAUGCAGCUACGCCGCAGCCAUUCACCACUGCCAUGGAGCAAUUGGAGGAUGACUUAUGGGUAUUAUUAUGGAUGGUUUGGGCAAAUGGAUUUUGAAAUAUAGCACAACUGAUGGCAAUAACUGAAAAUGUUGUUCUUUUUGCGUGCAUUUCAGUUCUCAUCUAUGUUUUUUUCUUGCGCUGCUGUACAGGCAUUAAGUCAUUUUUUAUAAAUGAUAUAUUGAAUAUUCCAAGUUAGGCUCAAUCAACAGCAUUUGUGGCAUAAUGUUGGCAAUCGUAGAAAAAGACUUGAAAAAUAAAGGUUAUGGUGAGGCACUUACUAUGUAAAUGGGCUAAUUUUUGGAGGGUUAAAAGCAGAAUUGUGAAGCUUAUAACACUCAAAAUACACACAUUAUGUUACAAUUUGUGGAUUAAUUCAGGUGAAAAGUUGUUGUCUGCAUUUAUUUUAUGGCAGAUUUAAACAUUGUGUUAUGGCAACAGUUAGAUAUAACUUAGAUUUUUUUUUUUUUUUUUCUUUCAACACUGCAAUCUUGUUAACACUAAUUUUACAUGUUGUUGCAAUACCUUUGAAAAAGCGAGUUUUAACAUUUAUGGAUUGGCCACAUCCACCUCCAUUGCAAAUGCCUCACUGAAACAUAUAUAUAUAUAUAUAUAUAUAUAUAUAUAUAUAUAUAUAUAUAUACACCAUUAUUGAGGUUAUCAACAUUAUGCCACAAGUGCUACGAUUGAUCUUGUACUGAACCCAGAAUAUUUCUUUAAUGGGAAGGUGCUUCAUUUGAUUUGGAAAACGUGACUUAAAACGCUGCUGUGAGUGUCAUGUUCAUGUGUAAUCGUUGUAAUGAGUUCCCAUAAUGCCCUCUCUAUUAAAGUGCCCCCUCAUAACUGAAGCCUGUGUCAGUAAAAGGACUUUCUGAUUUCUGUGACAGUAUGAGUCUUCUACAUAUUAAAAAACAGUCAAACUAAAGAACAAUGAGCUUGAAAAAUUAUGUUAUUGUUACUACAAAGAUGAGAAGAUUAUCUCAGUUGUCUAUUAUUGUUAUUAAUUUACUGUGAAUUGGUGUGUAGUGUAAUCCAGUUUGUACAAGCAUUGCUAUGUUGCAGGAACCAAAGGCCUGUCAAAUUCAGGAGAUAUUUACAAGCCUAUCAUCAGAGUAACUGCAAUAGUUCAACUGAAGCAGGGAAAUGACUCAGCAAUUUACAGUCUAUAUUACACAAUAUAUGAAAUGAUAUUUCGCAUUAAAGUGUCCUUGUAUCUAAGAGGUGGAUCUUAAAACUGUCCUUCUUGAAAGCUUUAGACAGUGCUGAGUUCGGUGUCUUAAAAUCUUGGUUGUGCUAUUAGUAACAUUUAUGGUUUUCAUACGGAUCUGUAGGUCUAAACGUGUGCUGGAGCAGGUUAAGGUUAUAUGAAACAAUCACAAUUAGAUUAGAAUAGAAACCCAUGAUCACAAUUCAUAACAGUGCAACUACUUGUUGCAUUCUCUGUUGCAGAGGGUGCUGUAGUAGACAUACGUCUUGUUUUAUGUUUGUUUUCUCUUUACAGGUCAGCUACUGUCAUCAACAGUUAGAAGACAAUUUCGCUAAGUUAAAGUCAUAACAUAUCCAGUUAAAUGGCACAUUUGAAGUUAAUCAAUAUCAAAAUCACCAUCUUUAGUAGGUUGCUUAUUGCCAAAUAACGCAAGUUGAACUGGACCACAAGUUGGUAGUGUGUUGGCCACGCAUUUGCAUCUGUGCAUUUGCGUGAAAUGUUUCUGGCCUUAUUAAUUGUACAGUUUAAGUUUUGAGUUUUAAUAAUCGUGCAUUACCAACUAACGCAGACAGCCUGCAUUGGCCUUAUAAUAAAUGCAGCCUCCCCGGCACAGGAGAUCCAGAGAUACUAGAAAAGUGCACUGUCUGCCGUGCCAUUAGAAAAGUCUGUGUGACCCUUAAGAGACUAGUUCACCCAAAAAUGAAAAUUCUGUCAUUAAUUCCUCACCCUCAUGUUGUUGCAAAACCAUAAGGCUUUCGUUCAUCUUCACAAAUGAAGAUGUUUUUGAUGAAAUCUGAGAGCUUUCUGUCCCUCCGUUGACAGUCUUCGCAACUACCACUUUCAAGACUCAGAAAGGUUGUAAAGACAUCAUUAAAGUACUCCAUGUGACUGCAGUGGUUUAACCUCAAUUUUAUGAAGCAACGUGAGUGCUUUGUGCAAAAAAAAAAAAAAAAAAAAAAAAAUUACCAAUUUAUUUACAAAAUAUUUAUGUCCAACGUCCACUCAACGUCAACACAACACGCAUGCAUCGUGGUGCUCUCGUGAACGGCCGUUGGUGAUUAAUAUUUUAUAAAUAAAGUGGUAAAUUAUUUAUUUACCACUUUAUUUAGUGACUCGCUAAAUUAUUUAGUGACUCACGUCACUUCAUAAAAUUGAGGUCAAACCACUGGAGUCACAUGGAUUACUUUACAUGGAUGUCUUUACUACCUUUCUGGGGCUUGAAAGUGGUAGUUGUGAAGGCUGUCUAUGGAGGGACAGAAAGCUCUCAGAUUUCAUCAAAAAGAUCUUCAUUUGUGUUCCAAAGAUGAACGAAAGUCUUAAGGGUGUGGAACGUGAAAAGGGUGAGAAAUUAAUGACAGAAUUUUCAUUUUUGGGUGAACUAACCCUUUAAAAAACUAGAACAUGAUUUUCAUUGAAUUGCCUGGCCAUGUUAGAAGUAGAACACGUUUUUAAAGACGGCUUUAAUUUAUGCCUUCAUGCAACUGUGCUGCAGACAGAAAUAAACUGUUAAAUUAAUCUAGCUCUAAUCCUAAAAUAAUAAUAAUAAUAAUAAUUCACAAAUUCUGUUGAAAUGCCAAGAGCAAAGACACAAUGAAAAUGGAAAUAAUGUAACAAACACCUUGUAUUCACCAGUUUCUGCCAGUUUGUUCUUGUUUUGGCUGCUUUCCAUUCUCUUAUAAAAUCUAGAGGUUCUUCUAAAAUAUCGUCUUGUUGUGUUAGGAAUUGUGCUCAUCCUUUAAAUGGCUCUCACUUAAUAUAAUAUGUCAUACAUGUGAUAAAAUGUCAAUUAGUAAUAAUUUUCAAUAGUAUUUAUUGCCAUUUCCCUGCUCUAGUCAUUGACCAAUUGAUUUAUUUUUUAAUUAGUCACAAGUAUCAAUACAUGGAGCUUUAACAGUAAGCGGGAGUAUGCAAUUUUUAGCAAUUACCAAGAUACAGUAAUCAAAUUUUCACAAUUAAAAUAAAUAAAUAAAUAAAAAAAAGUGCUAAAGAGGAAUUAUCACUAUUAUAAGAUCUGGUCAUCAUUUUCUUAGACGUAUAAAGCAAUAUAUGAAAAAUGGGGCACAGGGAUUUUGUUACUUAUUUUUACUUUUAGUAAACGCACAAAGCUAGAUCCACAAUGCAAGAUAUAUUUUUUCCUUCUAUUCAGACGAAGACCAUCAUGAGUGAGCGUUUUUUAUUUUGUUUUAUUGUUUCUUGUUGGUUGUCAAAGCAUAAUGUGCAACAAAUCAUGAACAAGUGACAUAUGACAGGUAUUAGUCGUAUGUAAAUCGCCUGCAAAGUUUCCCUUUUCUGGGUGUCUUACAUUAACCAUCAUGAUGAUUUAGGUCAUAUCAAAUAUAGUAAGACCUAAACAAUGAGUGUUUUCUCACACUGUUGUGCUUUUGUCAGGGUUUAAUAGCAGGCGAUUCUGACAUAUUGCUUUCAUAGUUCAUCUAAACAAUCAUGUUCAAGCAUUGAUGUUGGCGUCAGUGAAAUGAGUCCCAAAUUCGUGUUUGUAAAGUUCAUGACCAACUGUGUGCAAUAAAAGCAACAUCUGAGAA
Molecule: messenger RNA, 6027 nt
Organism: Ctenopharyngodon idella (grass carp)
Lineage: Eukaryota; Metazoa; Chordata; Actinopteri; Cypriniformes; Xenocyprididae
Product: E3 ubiquitin-protein ligase TRIM32-like
Molecular function (GO): protein binding; zinc ion binding
Source: RefSeq, a predicted model, not a curated record